AUGUGGCAAGAUAUAUUUAAACAAACCAGUAAAGCGAAUAAAAAUCAGAGUGUAAGAGAUGAGCUGGUUGAGUAUUUUCUAAUGAGUAUGUUACCAUAUGCAGCUGAAAGUUGGAAUUUUACACCGUUUGAAAGUGAUGGAAACCUCAUGUUUGUGACCGAGAAAGCUGAAGAAACUGAAGCCGUACCAGAUAAAAAUGGUUUCAGAUAUGCUGCAACUGAAGUUACUAGUGAAAUGAGUGAAUUGGAACCAUCUAAAUCUAGAAAAAGAAAUGCAACUCCGAGUCAUCUGCUCUCAUCCCUUUCAGCAUCUUCCUUUUUAUCUUCUGAAUCUCUCCCUCUUGCUAGCAAAAGCACUCUUCAUACUCUUAAUUCGUUGCCCUUUGAAGAAAGAUACAUGGAUAGUAGUCAUAUUAGUGAAGUUAGCUGGAAAAAUUCCAAUGGUUGUUUUAUAAAAUUUCGAAAUGGAAAUACUUAUGUUGGUAAAUUUAAGGGUUUGAAUUUCGAUGGCUAUGGUAUUUACCGAUGGUCUGAUGGUUCAAGUUAUAAGGGUAAAUUUCGGAAUAGCAGAAUAAAUGGCGAAGGAAUAAUGAUUUGGCCAGAUUUGAGUUGGUAUCAAGGUCAAUUUACUGAAGGAUUUCGUCAUGGUUUUGGAACAUUUUAUUUAGCAUUUUCACCCAUUGUAUACCACGGAGAAUGGAGUUGGGGUGAAAGACACGGAAAAGGUUUUUUGCUGUAUUCAGACAAUACUUUUUAUGAUGGUGAAUGGAGUAGAAAUUAUCGUGAAGGAGAAGGUGAAUUAUUAUAUCCAAAUGGUUGCCAUUAUUUUGGGAGAUGGUCAUUUCAUCAGCGUAAUGGUUUUGGAAUUUUAUGUUGGCCGAAUAAUGAUUGCUACAAAGGAAAUUGGUUAAAUGGUGAAAUGCACGAUUAUGGUGAAUACGUUUGGAAUGCUGUAAAAAGUAUGAAUUUCUACUUUCCGAUAGAGAAUGUUUACCGUGGUAACUGGAAACAUGGACUUCGUGAUGGCAUAGGUAAAUUAGAAUUUGGUUUUAUAAAUUGUGGACUUUACUAUGGUCAAUUCAGAUCAAAUUUAAAACAUGGUGAUGGUAAAAUUAUUUGUGGAAAUGGUCGUGUAAUUGAUGGGAAACCGUUAUUCUUUAAUGAUAAACCGAUACAUUUAGCAAGUAAUGAUUUAUAUGCCACUUUCAUGAACACACGUAAUUCAGUAAUAUCAGAAAAUUCUUUUGCUGCACCGAAACGUGUUUACGAAACAACAAAACAUCAUGGUUUAUUAUAUUUUCAAUGUGCAAAAACAAUUGAAAUUCCAAUACAUGUGCCAAUGUAUGAAAUUGAUUUUACAUAUCACCUAAAAAAGGCUUAUAAACAGUUAUUUCCAUAUCCGAAAGAUGGAGAAAAGAUUCAAAGUAAUUUAGAAUCACAUAAACUUCAAUGUUUUGAGAAAACUAUUAAACAGAAUUUAUUGAUUUUAUGGAAAAUUUAUAAUUACUAUAGUCGUACCGGUUGCGUAACAAUUACACGGCGUCCAUGCAUUAUGAUACGGCUAAGUUUGUGGCAGUUUUAUCGCGAUUGUAACAUUAAUAAGAAAAUGUCUUUAGUGAAAAUUGAUAAAUUAUUAUAUGCAUGCGAUAACAUAUUAUUGGAAACCAUCCACCAUCCAUUUGAAAGAAUAUAUUUUUGGCAAUUUCUUCAUAGUCUAUUUUGCGUUGCAUGGAGCUUAUAUUCAUAUCCAUUAGAAGGUGGGAAAGGUGUUCCUGAUUCUAUUGCUUUUACUUUUACUAAACUGUUAGAACUAGAUAUUUAUCCAUUUGCAUUUAAAAAUAAUGGGUUUCUGUUUAAAUACCUUGAUAUUGUACCCUUGACUGCAAUGUAUAAGCAUUAUCAAGAUGUGGGUGAACCUUUAUCAAUUAGAAAGUUUUUGAAAAGACUGUUGAGUGCAACCGUAAAAUAUUCGAGAUUUAAAGAUUUAAAAUUAGACGAUUCAAUGCAUUACAAUGGAAAAAAUACCGUAAAUUUUGGAACCUAUAUAGAAUAUAAACCAGUUGAAACUAAUUUAGAAGACCCAAUAAACAGAUUGACGUAUGAGCCAAUAUGCGAGAGCCAUAUAUUUUUUGAGAUGUUACAAGUACUUAAGGUGAAUGAUUUAAUUAAUAUUAUGAUCUAUGUAUGUCCAUUAAUUGAAGAACAAUCACAUAUCGUUAAAUUGGAUUAUGAAUUAACAUUUUUAGAAUAUUUUGAAAUAAUUAUCUGUUGUCUUCAUAUUUAUUACGAUAUAUGUAAAAGUAAACGCAUCUUAAAUCUUUUAAUGUACAAAUAUUCACAUUCCGAUAGAUUAUUAUCGAUAAGGCGAUCUUGUUUCUAA
Chrysoperla carnea is the source of this 2379-nucleotide messenger RNA. RefSeq names its product radial spoke head 10 homolog B-like. The transcript has 9 exons. Bases 1 to 2379 code for a protein of 792 amino acids. The record is from RefSeq and is a predicted model, not a curated record. Lineage: Eukaryota; Metazoa; Arthropoda; Insecta; Neuroptera; Chrysopidae.